Pimephales promelas (fathead minnow) is the source of this 1185-nucleotide messenger RNA. Lineage: Eukaryota; Metazoa; Chordata; Actinopteri; Cypriniformes; Leuciscidae. The record is from RefSeq and is a predicted model, not a curated record.
AUGGAGUUGGAGUCCCAGGUGCAGAGUGGAAUCAACAGAGGGGGAGCAGAGGGACUUAAGGGUACCAGUGGAAGCGGAGCAGAGGGACUGAAGGGAACCAGUGGAAGCGGAGCAGAGGGACUGAAGGGAACCAGUGGAGGCGGAGCAGAGGGACUGAAGGGAACCAGUGGAAGCGGAGCAGAGGGACUGAAGGGAACCAGUGGAAGCGGAGCAGAGGGACUGAAGGGAACCAGUGGAAGCGGAGCAGAGGGACUGAAGGGAACCAGUGGAGGCGGAGCAGAGGGACUGAAGGGAACCAGUGGAAGCGGAGCAGAGGGACUGAAGGGAACCAGUGGAAGCGGAGCAGAGGGACUGAAGGGAACCAGUGGAAGCGGAGCAGAGGGACUGAAGGGAACCAGUGGAGGCGGAGCAGAGGGACUGAAGGGAACCAGUGGAAGCGGAGCAGAGGGACUGAAGGGAACCAGUGGAAGCGGAGCAGAGGGACUGAAGGGAACCAGUGGAAGCGGAGCAGAGGGACUGAAGGGAACCAGUGGAAGCGGAGCAGAGGGACUGAAGGGAACCAGUGGAGGCGGAGCAGAGGGACUGAAGGGAACCAGUGGAAGCGGAGCAGAGGGACUGAAGGGAACCAGUGGAAGCGGAGCAGAGGGACUGAAGGGAACCAGUGGAAGCGGAGCAGAGGGACUGAAGGGAACCAGUGGAAUUGGAGCAGAGGGACUGAAGGGAACCAGUGGAGGCGGAGCAGAGGGACUGAAGGGAACCAGUGGAAGCGGAGCAGAGGGACUGAAGGGAACCAGUGGAAGCGGAGCAGAGGGACUGAAGGGAACCAGUGGAAGCGGAGCAGAGGGACUGAAGGGAACCAGUGGAAGCGGAGCAGAGGGACUGAAGGGAACCGGUGGAGGCGGAGCAGAGGGACUGAAGGGAACCGGUGGAGGCGGAGCAGAGGGACUGAAGGGAACCAGUGGAGGCAGGGCCAAAGCACUGGCAGUCUUUGGUAAAGGAGGUGGGAGAGGGAGGCUGGGUGGGAUCACUGGAGACGGAGGACACUUGGAGCAGGGUGAUGAAAAACUUCUAUUCUUCAAGAUUGCUUCUGACAAUUUCACAUAUCUGGGGAUCUCCUUUAAAAAUUCUUACAAUAACCACUCAUGGAUGAAUUCAAGCUGGAUAUGUGUAGGUGGGUCUCUCUAA